Rana temporaria (common frog) is the source of this 2714-nucleotide messenger RNA. RefSeq names its product opioid-binding protein/cell adhesion molecule homolog. The record is from RefSeq and is a predicted model, not a curated record. Gene Ontology annotation, cellular component: neuron projection. The transcript is spliced from 8 exons. Bases 19 to 1134 code for a protein of 371 amino acids. NCBI's taxonomy places the organism in Eukaryota, Metazoa, Chordata, Amphibia, Anura, Ranidae.
CAGUGUGUGUGUCGGUGAAUGUUGCGGGUGUCACACAGCUCGGAGCUGCCACCACCACCAUCAUCACCCCCAUCCUCUGCCCCUGUCUGCGCCGUCACCAUGCGGGGGGUUCCCGUUCACCUCUUCCGUACCCUCCUGUGCUGGCUGACCGGACCGGCCCUGACCGUACUGCUCUCCGUACCAGGAGUGCCAGUCCGCAGCGGGGAUGCUGGAUUUUCCAAAGCCAUGGACAACGUGACGGUGCGGCAAGGAGAGAGCGCCAUCCUCAGGUGCGCUGUGGACAAUCGAGUGACGCGGGUGGCCUGGCUGAACCGCAGCACCAUCUUAUACACCAGCAACGAUAAGUGGUCCAUAGACCCCCGUGUGGUUCUGGUAGCCAACACCAAGACCCUGUACAGCAUCAAGAUCCAAAAUGUGGACAUCUAUGACGAGGGACCAUACACCUGCUCUAUCCAGACAGACAAUCACCCCAAAACCUCUCGUGUACACCUCAUUGUACAAGUUCCUCCAAAAAUCUUGAAUAUCUCUUCAGACAUUACAGUGAAUGAGGGCAGCACAGUGAUCCUGCAAUGUUUAGCCACUGGCAGACCUGAACCUGCUGUGACGUGGAAACACUAUCAUGAGAAAUCUCGUAGAUUUGUAGGCGAUGAUGAGUAUCUGGAGAUCACAGGGAUCACCAAGGAGCAGUCGGGACUCUAUGAAUGCAGUGCCGCCAAUGAGGUGUCCAUACCAGAUGUCCGCAGAGUCAGAAUCACAGUCAACUACCCACCAUACAUAUCUGAUGCCAGAAACACGGGAGCGUCUGUCGGACAGAAAGGCAUUCUGCGCUGCUCUGCCCUGGCUGUCCCUCUGGCUGAAUUCCAGUGGUAUAAGGAAGACACUCGGUUAUCUAACAACCCGGGUGGAGUAAGGAUCGACAACAAAGACCACAUGUCCAUUCUGACCUUCUUCAACGUAUCUGAAAAGGAUUAUGGGAAUUAUACUUGUGUGGCAUCAAAUAAGCUGGGCAACAGCAACGCCAGUGUCAUUUUAUAUGGACCGGGAGCCGUGCACAACACAAGCAGCUCCAUCUCAGUUGCCCUGGCCGUCAUCUGCCUCUGGUGCUCCAUCCUCUAUUCCCUCAGCAAGUUUUGAUGAAGAAGGUGACUGUGGAGAUGGGGGAAGGGGGGGUUUGAGAUACCUUGAAGCCAUGUGGAGCGCCCCUCUCCUCCUUCCCAGGAAAAGACUUCAUAGAUAUUUUGGAGGACCUUCCACCUUGCUAUCCUCAUCCUCCCUCGGGUUUGUUAUCCUGCUGAAAUAAAUCUUUCUUUUCUACACACUGACAGCCCCUGCAGGCACCUCAGAUGUGGAAUGGGAGCUCGGGGGAACUAUGGGGCUGGUUUCUUGUGUUGGUGUCUAUGUCAGUCCCUGUGUCAUGCUCCAUAGGUCUUUUCGGAUAAGGCAGGAUGAGGUGAGAGGAGGGCGGGCUACAUGGACAGUGGUCUUCACUGCAUCGGUGGAAUGGAGAUCUCCUUCACCUGCAUCAUUGGCUCCACAGAUACAUUAUAAUUUUUUUGGACACUGCAAAGGACUGGUACAUAUAGUGGUCCUACAAGAAAUACUCAGGCUCUAAGAAGGAGUGGGCAGAUAUUUUUGUGUAGUUGUGCUGAGCUUAUUAUCUUUACUGACCACUCGCACAGACUAGACUGUCAAAUGUAGAGUAUGGAACUCUCCAGUGCAAUAGGAUUACACAACCUAUAAGAAUAUCUGUAUGUUCCAAAGAUCACCAGUGUCCCAUUGGGUCCUUGGAGGGCCUUUAGUGAUCGGUUUCCAUUCAGUCUGCAGCUUUGUGGCUUCUGUCUAAGUAUGUUUAAUGGUGGAAUCCAUGAGGGAGCCCUCUGACUCUGACAACCCAUAUUGGAUGAGAUGGACACUGGCACACUCCUGUUGUCAAGCACACGGUUACCAGCAGUCUUGUGUAAAGACUGAAGGUGAUUAUAUUAUACAUGAAAGGAUGUGAUGGCCAACUGGACUAUCAGAGGCUCCAUUUUCCAUGGUUCAAGAACUACAUUUCUUUUACACAGUGUUAUUUUGCCAAUUUGGAUCCCCAACUGUCAGUGUCAUUAUUGUGGGACUUUCAAUGUCAGGAUAUUAUUUUGGGAACUUCAACAUUUCUGACAACUGUGGGCUGAUAGCCAGCCUGUAACUGCCGAUUGUAACCCCUUGCUAUAACAAUCACCCUGCCCUAGCAUCUCCAGUACAGUCCAUUCAUUGUUACCAUUUCAAAAAUGUUAGUAGAAUAUUAAUGGAGCAACGGAAAGCUGGAGAGCCUUGUCUCUCUAGAGUGAUGGCUGAAACAUUCCCCUCUACAGUAACCUCCAGCGACAGCUCAUCUACAUCAUUUCAGCUAUAAUAUGUCCCACAGAUCUGUCAUAGAUAUCAUUUUAGUGAUAGUCUGAUCUAUUCGAGGGAGCGCGCUUGGAAUUUCAUGACACAAUGAAAUUUUUGGGAUGUAUUUAUUUGGCUUUCAUUUAAAUCUUAGAAGGCAAGAAUGUUUAGUUAAGACACAGCCGGAUCGCUGCAUGUUCCACAGCGUUUGUACAUUUUUUCUAGAUGAGGACAGUCAGAUGGUUGUAAUCCUGUGAUGUGUCAAUAAAGUCUGAUAUUUGUACCUGCGAUCUUUCUUCAUGCUCUGCAAACUAAUGAGCCUGAACAUUAAAAACGUAUCAAGGUUG